Messenger RNA from Meleagris gallopavo (turkey), 2303 nucleotides. The record is from RefSeq and is a predicted model, not a curated record. NCBI's taxonomy places the organism in Eukaryota, Metazoa, Chordata, Aves, Galliformes, Phasianidae.
GUUCUAUUCAGUCUAUUCAGUCACACUGUUCUAGCAAGCUCGUGCAAUCGUGUGGUUUGUCUCUGAAGCAGCUCAGCAGAAGACGGAAGCCGCUGGGUCGGGUGGUCGUUACCGCCUGGCAGACGGGAGGAAAGCUACUGUGCUGGACGUUUGCUCAGCACGGCUGCAGACAGCUUGCGGAGCAGUCCGCGGGGCUCGCAGCACAGCUGUCACGUCGUAUUUUCCAAAGACGGCUUUUCAGACUUGCACGUAGCCUGACUGCUUUCUUCCCCUGCUUCUGUUUCACACCGAAUCUCUCGUACCUAUUUCUGUAACGCAGAAAAGCUGCUGGACCGCCUCCUCUGCAAGAAGGAAUAACCUUCUUUUGGGUGCCAGGAAUCCCCAGGCUGGCAGCCUGCAGAAUCCCCAGGGGCACACACCUGCGAAGACCCAACUUCGAGGAACAAAAUGAACGACAUCCGCUUUUUCAGAGUGCUCUGAGCUUUGUCGUCGGAGCUCAGUAGGGCUGUAUUCGUUUCUCCUUGAACAGCACCUCUGGUGUGGCUGGGACUCGCUGCGAUGUGCUCGCUGAGGCCUUGAACCAGCAAUCGCAGACCUAAUGGUCCCCUUCCCAACUGCCGUCAUUGCGCGGAGAGUUUUUGACGCAGGAAAAGAAAGGCAGUUAACAAACAAAUAGCACCUGAUUUCCAUAUAUAGAGUCUUUGGGAAAAUACCACUCCAUCAAUUAUGCAUUUUUUUUAAACGCUGCCUUUUAUUUCUCUGUCUGAAGGGGCCCAUUUCACAGUACGAGUAAUGUUCUGAAUAAUCCCAGGCUUGGCACCAAUGAGGCGCUUAACCGAGCUCCUUAUUUUUAUUACCCAUUGUCUGCUAACCGGUUUUCUGUCAUUUCAUUUCUUUGCCUUCUCCCUGGGGAUGAAGGAUGGCAGCUCGGCGUGCGCUGAAAGCUGUCCUGGUGGAUCUCAGUGGCACGCUGCACGUCGAAGACUCGGCCGUGCCGGGUGCGCAGGAAGCUCUUAAAAGGCUGCGUGGUGCUCCGGUUACAAUUCGCUUCGUGACCAACACCACCAAAGAGUGCAAGAAGGACCUGCUGGAGAGGCUGACCAAACUGGGCUUUGACAUUGCAGAACAUGAAAUCUUCACGUCUCUGACAGCAGCCAGAAAUCUCCUGGAGCAGAAGCAAGUGCGGCCACUCCUCUUGGUGGAUGAGAAGGCCCUGCCUGAUUUCACAGGGAUCGCCACUGAUGACCCCAAUGCAGUAGUCAUAGGACUGGCUCCUGAACACUUUCACUAUGAGAUGAUGAAUAAAGCUUUUCGGUUGAUUUUGGAUGGUGCUCCUCUUAUAGCUAUACAUAAAGCCAGGUAUUUCAAGAAAAAAAAUGGCUUGGCUCUGGGACCUGGACCUUUUGUAGCUGGACUGGAAUAUGCCACAGACAUCAAAGCAACAGUGGUGGGAAAGCCAGAGAAAACAUUCUUCCUGGAAGCUUUACGAGGGACUAGCUGUGCCCCAGAGGAGGCUGUCAUGAUUGGUGAUGACUGCAGGGAUGACGUUGGUGGGGCCCAGAAUGCAGGCAUGCGUGGGAUUUUGGUCAGGACUGGUAAAUAUCGACCAGCAGAUGAAAACAAAAUCAAUCCAGCUCCUUACUUAACCUGUGAGAGUUUCCCAGAGGCAGUAGAACAUAUCUUAGAGCAUCUGCUAUGAGAACUUGGAUAGUUUGAAGAAACAUCUGGUUCACAUAAUUUACUCUUGCUUCCAAAAUUAAGGUCACAGGAUCAGUGCAUGCUCAUCAGAAACCUAGCCGUAAGCUCCUUCCCAUCAAGGUGUGAAAGGAAAAGUGGUGGUGCAUGGCCCUAGCUUGGUCACAACACAGCUCUUUUCCUGCACUCAUUUUUUUGAGGCAGUGAUUAGAGACCUCAGAUGAUUGGCAGGACAGGUAGCACAGGAAGGCUACAGCACAACUGCUUUCCUGAAGGGUUCACGGAACGUGGUAGAAAGUUCUGUUUGUUUCAGUUUUCAUGAAAUAGCUGAUGGAAAGCCCACUCUGAAAAGUGUUAAGAAUAAACUAAACAGGAAAACCUACUGGAAACACUCAAGUAAACUGUAAAGCCUAACAACACCUUAGUCAGUCUGCAGUGACCUCUCUGUUCUAAUUUAAAGGCAGAGAUAAGAGCCUCUAGAAGUGACUUUUAUAUUAAAAUAGUGCCAUUGUUAAUAAUAACUACUGUUAGCAUCUUUAUUCUCGUUGGACCAGAUCCUGGUUUAUGUUUUUCAGAUUUUGCAUAAAAUUAAAAGUGUCAGCAGUGUA